AUGCGCUUCUUCCCUCUUGCCGUCUUGGGCCUCGCCUCCGUCGCCGUCGCCGACUUCAGUAGCUGGAACGACGUAGUGGGCGACGCCCCCCAAUGCCUGAAGAAAUGCACGAACGACUUCUACAACGACGUGGGUCUCGAUGACCAGUGCGGAAGCUCAGACCAAGCCUCCGUGAAAUGUCUCUGUGGUGUCAGCAAAUCGACAAGUGACCUCAGUGCCGCGGCCGACAGCCUGUCUUCAUGUGUUACAGAUAACUGCAGCGCCGAGGAACUGACGGACGCUUUCGACAAGGUCAUGGCGUUCUCGGAACGAUUUACUGAUCUUGCCAGCCAGUGCACCGAGGAAGUUGCAGACGACAAAGAUGGUGGCGCCAGCUCUGUGGUCCCUGCGUUCGGUGCGAUGCUCGUCUCCGGAGCUCUGCUUUUCGCCAGUGUCGCCUUUUGA
Molecule: messenger RNA, 444 nt
Organism: Penicillium bovifimosum
Lineage: Eukaryota; Fungi; Ascomycota; Eurotiomycetes; Eurotiales; Aspergillaceae
Exons: 2
Coding region: 1-444 (147 amino acids)
Source: RefSeq, a predicted model, not a curated record